Messenger RNA from Jaculus jaculus (lesser Egyptian jerboa), 714 nucleotides. It is a transcript of the gene Selenom, whose product is annotated as selenoprotein M. The transcript is spliced from 5 exons. Gene Ontology annotation, cellular component: endoplasmic reticulum lumen. The record is from RefSeq and is a predicted model, not a curated record. NCBI's taxonomy places the organism in Eukaryota, Metazoa, Chordata, Mammalia, Rodentia, Dipodidae. Gene Ontology annotation, molecular function: oxidoreductase activity.
GCGGCGCCUCCCUGCGGGUCCAGACGUGGCGCAGCGGCCGGGCGGCUUCGUUUCCAGCCUGCGGAUCCGUCUCCUGCCAGGUACAGAUGAACCUCUUACCGCUGCCGCCGCCCCUGCUGCUGUUUCUCGUGGCACUUGCGGCUCCAGCCACCGCCGUCACCACCUACCGGCCGGACUGGAACCGUCUUAAAGGCCUGGCCCGGGCCCGGGUGGAGACCUGUGGAGGAUGACAAUUGAAUCGCCUGAAGGAGGUGAAGGCCUUCGUCACCCAGGACAUUCCAUUCUACCACAACCUGGUGAUGAAACACCUCCCUGGGGCCGACCCCGAGCUCGUGCUGCUGAGCCGUAGCUACCAGGAACUGGAGCGCAUCCCGCUGAGCGAGAUGACCCGCGAGGAGAUCAACGCGCUGGUGCACGAGCUCGGCUUCUACCGCAAGGAAGCGCCCGACGCGCAGGUGCCCUCGGAGCAUCUGUGGGACCCGGCCAAGCCCCCCGGGGCGGCUCCGGACCGCGACGACCUGUAACGGGGCCCGGAGCCGCGGAGGGGCUGGGACAACCCUGUGUGAGCCCCGGAGAUAGAAUGAGGCGCUCAGUGUCCCGGGAGCACCUCCCUUACUGAGGGCUGACGCCGUCUCCGAGCCUGCAGGGAUGGGGUCGGGGUGAAUGCUCUCCAUCCCUCCCUUCCCAGCUCCACUAAACCCCCUUCCUCCUCCA